Messenger RNA from Symbiodinium pilosum, 2454 nucleotides. The record is from the annotation of a GenBank genome assembly. Lineage: Eukaryota; Dinophyceae; Suessiales; Symbiodiniaceae.
GAGCUUCUGCGCAUGGCGCAGUCUACUUUGAGUUCAACCACGUCUCGGAGGGAGGUGGAUGCAGUAAGCUCUGCUGCUGCGUCAGAGAUUCUGCUGUCCGCUCCCUGGCAAUCACUGCACCGAAUCCUGGGCGACCGCCUUUUCUUCAAAGUCCUCUGCCACCAGAUCUACUUGCAUAUGCCCCCUGGAUCUCGCUGGCUGCAGCUGGCGGGCCGCCCUGGGCAAAUGGGAAGCUUCGCAAGCCCUCCGCAGAAACAGAAACCCUGGAGCCCUGCUUCCAUCUUCAUCGAACGGCGCAUCUUUUACUCGUGCCGCUUUGCUGCCCGCGCUGGGCUGCCGCUGCGCAGUGCGCUGCGGCGCGUGCCAGCGGACAGCUCUGGGGCGCAAAGCCUCGUUUCCUGGAUGCUGGGACCGCACUUUGCCUCUCCAUUGCCUGCAACCACUGCCUUCCCGGCUUUCCCUCCACAGGACCUCCCGCAAGGCAAUCGAAAGGAGCGGCGACGGCGCGGUCCGCGCAAGCGGCCAAACGACAGAACGGGCCCCAAAGCCAAGGCGGCCCCGGAACCAAAAGCGACACAGCCGCAAGCAGCCCGGCACUUUACGCGGCCAGUCUUCGACGCUCUUGUGCAGCCGGUGCUGGCCCUACUGCAGCGAACCUCGAAGGUGAAGUUCCAGGAGAUCCUUAGCAACCACUGUGAGCAACCCGAAGCGCAGGCGAACUUUGGAACAAGCAUCACGGGCAAAGAUAACGGGCUUGAGGCUGAGAUCCACUUUAUGAAGAACUUCCCGGCUGCAUCCUGUGCCCUGCACACUGAAGGGGUGGCCCGCUUCCUCAUCUCGAGCUUUGCGGAGUUGCUGGGUGGUGCACAAGAAGCAGCGGAGCUCUUUGGCUCCUCGAAGAAUUGGGAGGCUUUCUGUAGGGUGCUGCGGGCCUUUGUCUACCUCCGGCGGGGGGAAGAGCUCUCACUGCAUAACGUGCUGCAUGGCAUCUCUGUCCGAGAUUUCCAGACGGCAAUGAGCAGACGCGUGAAGGUCCAUGCGAGGCUUGUGGCGGCCUUCGAAGCCCUGAGGCGGUCUGUGCCACAGGGCCAGUCACAGCUGAAGCUCUUUGUUGCUGUGGCUGACUUGCGGAACUGCUAUGACCGUAUCAAGCAUGAUCCUCUGCUGGGUCGAGUUGCAGCCCUGCCCCUGGCACAGAACUACAGGAUCACCAAGGUAGUAGCAAAGCGAGCAAUGGGAAAGCCCACGAACAGUUCCCAGCGGAUUCUGGAUGUGGCUAUGGUCCAGGGUGAGCAGCUGGACGAGCUUCUCCUCUCGGAGCGUUGUCCCGCGGGCUUACGCAAGGAGCCGCUGAUCAUCCUACCCUCCGCCAAUGACGUGCUUCGGAUGCCCGACGUGGUCGCCACGCUGACGGCGGCCAUCCAGAGCUGCGCUGCCACCCUGGGCACGCAGCCCGACAGGACGCUCUGCAGCCAGGACCAGAGUCUGUCGCAGGAUCGGUUCCUGGUGCGUGGCAUUCCGCAAGGAGGCCGCUUCUCCCCCUUCCUCUGCGCUUUGCACAUGGGCGGAGGCGAUGCCAACUUACCGCCCGACAUCUCGCGGGAUCUGGAGGGAUCCCAGGCCUUCUUUGUCCGCUUGGUGGAUGACUUCCUUUACGUCUGUGCCGGCACCGAGCAGCCCUGCUGCAGGUUCUUGAGCAGUUUGGCAGCGAAGGACAACGCCUUUGGAGGUGAACUGAACCUGCGGAAGUGCAAGGCCAACUUUCCCCUCCGCUACUUCUCAGAGCCGCAACCGCGGUUUGAGUCUCGCAAGGCACGUCGAGUCGACACCGAAGGUGCUCGCGAAGUAUCCUGGGCGGGACUCACGCUGCGGCCCGAGAAAGGCCUGCUGAAUAUUGGCCCAAGCAAGCCGCAGCAGCGCACGCGGGACACCCUGGCAGUCACGCAUCGACGGCGCAGGCCGAAGCAGACAGUGUGGCAAGGCAUCAUCCGGUCCAAGCUGUUGAUCUUCCUCGACUUGAAGCUUCAGCCCCUGCUGGUUGACCCGCGCCUGAAUUCGGACGCAUGUGUCCUUGAAAAUGUGGGCAAUGUCUGCAAGCUCUGCGCGCAGCGUUUUGCCUGGCUAGUGCUGCGGCGAAGCGACCUUCUUGGCAAUGUGCAGCCAGCAUUUGUCAGCAGGCAGUUGCUGCGACUCGCUUGGAGGGCUGCUCGCAGGGCGACGGCUGCGCGCGCAAGCGUGACUGUACCCGGGGCUUCAGAGUUGGAUCUCAGCAGCGCCUGCUUGCGGGCCUUCCUCUCGGCGCUGCGGUCGCGACGCAGCCUGCUCCUCUUUGCCGAAGGCUACCGUGCGCUGCAGCGCAGCCUUGUGCCUGGAGCAGUUUUCAAGAUGCUCCUUUUGGAGAGCUCCGCACAUACCGCGCAGCUGAUCACAAAUCACGGGCAGAGCACUCCUUGA